AUGCUGCCACUAUCGCUCCUUAAUGCCGCCCAAAAUAAACCCAUGUUGGUCGAGCUCAAGAAUGGCGAGACGUUCAACGGUCACCUCGUCAAUUGCGAUAACUUCAUGAACAUCACCCUCCGGGAGGUCUACCAAACCAGUGCCGAGGGAGACAAGUUCUGGAAGCUGAGAGAGUGCUAUAUUCGAGGCAGCACGAUUAAGUACUUGCGUGUACCAGACACCCUCUUGGACGCUGUGAAGGAAGAGCAAAACCGGGCAAGAGAAGCUGGCCGUAGUGCCCGAGGGGCACAUGUCAGCGGUGCCGGUCAGAGAGGGCGUGGUGCGCCACAGCGAGGCCGUGGUAUGGUUCGUGGUGGGGGCCCCGCGCGUGGCGGACGUGGAAGGGGAAGGGGAAUGUAA
This is a messenger RNA of Dichomitus squalens LYAD-421 SS1, 399 nucleotides long. Its product is annotated as Sm-like ribonucleo protein. Gene Ontology annotation, biological process: spliceosomal snRNP assembly; P-body assembly; nuclear-transcribed mRNA catabolic process. Gene Ontology annotation, molecular function: U6 snRNA binding. The transcript has 5 exons. The record is from RefSeq and is a predicted model, not a curated record. Gene Ontology annotation, cellular component: spliceosomal tri-snRNP complex; U6 snRNP; P-body. NCBI's taxonomy places the organism in Eukaryota, Fungi, Basidiomycota, Agaricomycetes, Polyporales, Polyporaceae. Bases 1 to 399 code for a protein of 132 amino acids.